Messenger RNA from Penicillium soppii, 1656 nucleotides. RefSeq names its product Zn(II)2Cys6 transcription factor domain-containing protein. NCBI's taxonomy places the organism in Eukaryota, Fungi, Ascomycota, Eurotiomycetes, Eurotiales, Aspergillaceae. The transcript is spliced from 2 exons. Gene Ontology annotation, molecular function: zinc ion binding; DNA-binding transcription factor activity, RNA polymerase II-specific. The record is from RefSeq and is a predicted model, not a curated record. Gene Ontology annotation, biological process: regulation of DNA-templated transcription. The coding region runs from base 1 to 1656 and encodes 551 amino acids.
AUGAUCGGCCCCAACCGCCGUAUCUCACGAGGACGAUCCCGGAGCGGGUGCUUGACCUGCAGAAUCCGCAGAGUCAAAUGCGACGAGGCAAAACCUACCUGUCAGAAAUGCCACUCCACCGGUCGAAAAUGCGACUAUGUCGAUCCUGUGAAAUCCGACUCGCAAGAUUUACAGAUGGUUCAUCACCUCCCUGGUAUUUCACAGCCAAUGCAAAUGUGGAAGAUGCCGCAGUCAGACCAAUUUAUACAAGAGCCGGAAUAUCGAUCGCUGGAAUUCUUCCAGCUUCAUACCACACUUUGCUUCGGAAGAGAUAUCGGGCUAUAUCUUUUACAAGCAGCAUACCAUGAACCGAUUAUCCGAACUAUAGCCGUGGCAAUUGGCUCUCUGCAUCGCUCUUUCGUGCACAACGAUAAAGGGUUGUUGACAACCCGCGAGCAAACACGAUUUACUCUGCAACAUUAUAAUAAAGCGAUUCGAAAGUUGGUAGCAAUCGAUUCUCAGCAUUCCCCUCAGGCAAACGACACUUUUUUAAUUGCUUGCAUUCUAUUUUAUUGCUUCGAGUGUCUUCAGGGACACUACAGAUCUGCCGUGCAGCAUGGAACUUCGGGUUUGAGAAUCAUCAAGCAGCAGCAAAUGCUGGCAACUGGUCAAAAUUUCCCGAGAUACAUGCCUCGAGAGACCGUGGCACUGCUCUUUGCCAUGUUAGAGAGUCAAAUCCUGGAAAUAGAAGGAGAAGUCUCCUUCGCUGAUGAGUUGCGACCGGUGUUCUUUUCGUCAUUUCAUACUCCGGCCUUCAGCCCCUUUCAUCCGCCGUCAAAUAUUGAGGAAAUGGAAACUUGGCUUGAACUCCUCUACAACAAAUUCACUCGCUUUGAAAAUACAUGCGAAGCGCUCAGGGAACAGCUCGAUGGCCAGGAAUUUGAAUUUAUCGCUCACAUCCAGCAUCUCCAAGAAAAACAUUUUCAAGUGCGCGCUGAUCUAGAAGCAUGGAUCCUCGUUUUUGAAUCCUGGCUUGAUGCCGGAGGCGCAGAACAUAGCGAACAGCCACAUAGCGUUCUCAUCCUCAAAAUUUGGAAGGUGCUCAUCUCUAUCACGCUACGGCUAGAGUUGCCGCAUUCCGAACUCUCGUGGGACCAGCACCUGGACGAUUUCGCACUGAUGAUCUCUUUUGUUUCGGAUUUUCUUGGUCUUCCACCAUCUCCUAAAACGGAUUCCGGCUCCCUUUCACGAGAUCCAACUCCCCCGUUGAUGGACAAGGCGGGGUCAUCUCUGCCGACUCUUCGUCCUAGGCCGUCUAAGACACUGGUGUCGACAUUCUCGAUAUCCCUUGGGAUCGUCACACCGUUGUUCCUAUGUGCGACCCGAUGUCGGGAUUCCUCUAUCAGGCAUCGAGCCAUCGAUAUACUUUCCACUUGUCAGCGUCGCGAAGGGUUGUGGGAUUCGGAACUUGCUGGGCGUGUGACGAGACGAAUUGCUGCAAUUGAGGAAGCAGCAGCUGGUAUCCAACCUGGCGUUCGUUAUACGUGCUCGGACAUAGGUGAAGAUGCUCGGCUCAGCUCUUUUACUCCUCAGUAUGGACAGGGGAGAGAGAUAAAAAUAAGGUAUAAUUGGGCACGGGGUGGGACGAGUCUCAUUGAAGAAACAUUUACUUGGUAA